UCCGAAAUGAGAGGGCGGGACUUGAUUUCGUCCUUCGGGAAUUGAUUGGAUCGUUGGAAGUUGGCCGUUGCUAACAAAAUGGAGGCCGAGCAGAACGUGCGUUUGGAGUCUGUUAUGGCGGAGUUAUCUCCACCAGUCUCACGUUAUUAUGCUUCGGGCACAAGCUACUCUCCGAUGGAUAGCAGAGACCACCUGGAUCCUGUGGCUCCUCUGCAAAGUCUUAAUGACAUAAGUCUGGACCUUUCAUGGAGCCGUCCAGAUCCCCAGCACUCGACCCAGCCCGUAUUAGGAGGAGCAGAUCCAAUGGACCGCUUCUGCAGCCUGUUACCAGCACUAGAGUCUCCUUCUGGAUCCAGCAGUCUCGUCAACACAGAGAAAAGUGCCAUUUCUGUAGGAUUCGACCACCUGGUCUCUCUCAGAGCUUCAACCCCGUCACCUCCGGCGCUGCCUGAACUGCAGGCGGAGGGUGUGAAACUGGACGAAGUUGCCCAUUGGAAGCAGAAUCCCCUGAGCAUCUUCACGAAUGCCCCCAGUGCUCAGGCUGAAGGACCAGUGGUUGGGUGCUGCUCCACAGGUCCCAUCUGGCCCGGCUCGGACGCUUUUGACUUGAAGAAACCUUCGUUCUACAUUGAGAGAGAAGCGAUGCGUCAUGAACAAGCUUCAGUCUCUCUCAGAGCUUCAACCCCGUCACCUCCGGCGCUGCCUGAACUGCACGAAGUUGCCCAUUGGAAGCAGAAUCCCCUGAGCAUCUUCACGAAUGCCCCCAGUGCUCAGGCUGAAGGACCAGUGGUUGGGUGCUGCUCCACAGGUCCCAUCUGGCCCGGCUCGGACGCUUUUGACUUGAAGAAACCUUCGUUCUACAUUGAGAGAGAAGCGAUGCGUCAUGAACAAGCUGCAGCACUAGAGUCUCCUUCUGGAUCCAGCAGUCUCGUCAACACAGAGAAAAGUGCCAUUUCUGUAGGAUUCGACCACCUGGUCUCUCUCAGAGCUUCAACCCCGUCACCUCCGGCGCUGCCUGAACUGCAGGCGGAGGGUGUGAAACUGGACGAAGUUGCCCAUUGGAAGCAGAAUCCCCUGAGCAUCUUCACGAAUGCCCCCAGUGCUCAGGCUGAAGGACCAGUGGUUGGGUGCUGCUCCACAGGUCCCAUCUGGCCCGGCUCGGAUGCUUUUGACUUGAAGAAACCUUCGUUCUACAUUGAGAGAGAAGCGAUGCGUCAUGAACAAGCUGCAGCACUAGAGUCUCCUUCUGGAUCCAGCAGUCUCGUCAACACAGAGAAAAGUGACAUUUCUGUAGGAUUCGACCACCUGGUCUCUCUCAGAGCUUCAACCCCGUCACCUCCGGCGCUGCCUGAACUGCAGGCGGAGGGUGUGAAACUGGACGAAGUUGCCCAUUGGAAGCAGAAUCCCCUGAGCAUCUUCACGAAUACUCCCAGUGCUCAGGCUGAAGGACCAGUGGUUGGGUGCUGCUCCACAGGUCCCAUCUGGCCCGGCUCGGAUGCUUUUGGCUUGAAGAAACCUUCGUUCUACAUUGAGAGAGAAGCGAAACGUCAUAAACGAGCUGCAGCCGUGAAUUAUGCCACUUACACCUGGGAAGGGCAACUUCCUCCACGCCACUACGAAAACCCUGUUUACUCCUGUAAAGUGUUCCUGGGAGGUGUGCCGUGGGGCAUCACAGAUGUGAUUCUGUUGAACACAUUUAGUGUGUUUGGUCCACUGAGAGUUGAGUGGCCUGGUAAAAAUGGUAAAAACCCACACAGUCCUCCGGGAGGUUAUGCGUACCUGUUGUUUGAGCGGGAGGAGUCAGUGAAGAGGCUCCUGCAGUCCUGUACUCAACACCGCCUGCAGCCUGAUGAUUAUAUCGAGUUCUUCUGCAAACUGUCCAGCAGGCGGAUCCAGAGCCAAAAUGUGCAGGUCAUCCCGUGGGUUAUCUCAGACAACAAUUUCGUCCGUUGUCCCUCCCAGCUUCCUUGCUACAAAAGGACUGUGUUUGUGGGCGCUCUGCACAGGAUGCUAAAUGCAGAAGGUCUGGCCCACAUCAUGGACAGUCUCUUCGGAGAGGUCACCUACGCAGGCAUGAACACAGACAUGUACAAAUAUCCCACAGGUUCUGCCAGAGUGACAUUCAGGUAUGAGGGGAGCUACUUGAAUGCCUUGACUGCAACGUUUGUGCAGAUAAAAACCUGCAGGUUUCGCAAGAAGAUCCAGAUUGACCCGUUUCUGGAAGACUCCAUAUGCCAAAUAUGUAACCGUGAGCCCGGCCCGUUCUUCUGUAGGGCCCAGGCUUGUUUUAAAUACCACUGUUGGUCAUGCUGGCGUUGGCAGCACUCUCUGGAUGUAUCGAGCAGCAAGCAUCAGCCUCUCGUGCGCAACCAGAUGGGCCUGAACACCAAAUAAACCCAGCACUGGCGUGGUUUAUAGACCCACUGCAAUCAGGCCCUUUAGACAUUUAAUGAUGUCAAGGGUGGCUGGAUUGACAUUUGUUGAAAGUGAUGUUGUUCUAAUGUGAUUUUUUUUUUUUUUGUAUGGUGCUAAUAAAAAGAUCCAAACACAACA
Molecule: messenger RNA, 2553 nt
Organism: Ctenopharyngodon idella (grass carp)
Lineage: Eukaryota; Metazoa; Chordata; Actinopteri; Cypriniformes; Xenocyprididae
Product: cytoplasmic polyadenylation element-binding protein 1-like
Exons: 16
Coding region: 79-2394 (771 amino acids)
Biological process (GO): negative regulation of cytoplasmic translation
Cellular component (GO): nucleus; cytoplasm; neuron projection
Molecular function (GO): ribosome binding; mRNA 3'-UTR binding; translation factor activity, RNA binding
Source: RefSeq, a predicted model, not a curated record